This is a messenger RNA of Cavia porcellus (domestic guinea pig), 4897 nucleotides long. It is a transcript of the gene Dennd2a, whose product is annotated as DENN domain containing 2A. The transcript is spliced from 21 exons. NCBI's taxonomy places the organism in Eukaryota, Metazoa, Chordata, Mammalia, Rodentia, Caviidae. Gene Ontology annotation, cellular component: actin cytoskeleton. The record is from RefSeq and is a predicted model, not a curated record. Bases 885 to 3488 code for a protein of 867 amino acids. Gene Ontology annotation, biological process: retrograde transport, endosome to Golgi.
UUGUAGCGUACACCUGUAUUCCCAGCACUUGGGAGGCUGAGGCAAGACGAUCACCGCAAAUUUGGACUAUAAAGCAAGACCCUGCUCAAAAAAAAAAAAAAAAAAAAAAGUGUGAAAUGAAAAUAUAUAAUGUCCAGGACAUUAUAUAAUGUCGGGCGGAAGCAGGAUGCUGAGUCUGGUUCCCACGGGGGCAGCCUGAGAUGGCGCCUGCGCCUCGGGGGCUGAGGAAGAGGAGUCCUAGCCCCUCAGUCACCCACAAGCGCUUCCUGUCCCUGGAGACCCAGAGAUGCCCUUGCCUUCUGCUCUGAGUUCAGGUGGGGUGUUCUGCUUUAUGGCAUUUGGACAGAACCUGGGAACUCCCUGUCUCUCAUUGUUUAUUCUUUGAUCUCUCCAGUCACAGCCCUGGAACCAUCUUCUCACCCAUCUGCUGCCUCUAGGAUCCCAACAACAGCUAUCUUUGGUGGGUGGCUCCUUACUGCUGACCAAUGAUGACCUCAGAUUUGUGACAGUCAUUCCACUGAGAUGGGGACUGCGGUCAUCUGCUGGUUGACCUUGAACUCACUGUGUAGCCCAGCCUGGCCUUGAAUUCUCGGUGAUCCUCCUGCUUCAGCCUCCUGAGUGCUGAGAUUGCAGGCCACCCGGAGGUCUUCAUAGUGCUGACACGAUGACCGUAUGCAGGCCUGCCAAGGGCAGCCACAGCCAGACAAGAGACCUGAGGUACAGAGUGGCUGACAGGGCGAAGGUGCAAGGUGCCGAGGCCGCCCCUGGAAGGCAGCGGUGCGGGCCCCUGGCCCCGUUCUGGGAGUCCACCCGGAGUCGCCCCUCGGCGGGAGCCCCCAGGACUGCAUCCCCGUCUAGACCUGGUGCUGGAGGCGGCGCUGGAUAUGCGGGGCUCCGGCCGGGCGACUGCAGGUCUGGCCGCCCGGGAGGCUGGCAGGAAGCCGUGGGGAGCCCGGCCCGAGCCCCCCAGCAUUAAGGACAAGAUCUGGCAGUGGGAGGGCAAGAAGAGCGCGGGCACGCAGGAGGAGCCCCGCGCCCCGCCAGCGGAGGAGGCCGAGGCACCGGAGCAGCGGGGCCGCAGCGCGGGCAGAGCCGGGGUGCGCGGGCCGGGGCUCACCUGGCCGGGCCCCGACCCCCGCACGGUGCUGACCCAGGUGCAGAGGCUGGAGCGGGCCCUGCAGGACGGCUCGGCGGGCCUGGACCCACAGCCGCCCGGGACCUGCUACUCGGCCCCCGCCCUGCCUGGCAAGGCGCCGCGCAGCCCCCCGCCCAAGCCCCGCAGGACCUUUGAGCACGCGGGGGACACGGCCGGGAGUCCGGGCCUCAGGAAGCAGAGGGGACGCCACCCGCCGCUGCCACCCCUGCCGCCACUGCCCCUGCCCGCGUCCCCGCCGCCCGCAGCCCUGUGCAGAAGGCGAGGGCCAGCGAGGCCCCGGCCCAGCACUGACCACAGGAAGUCCUAUGAGUUCGAAGACCUGCUGCAGCCCUCCUCGGAGAGCAGCAGGGUGGACUGGUAUGCACAGACUCGGCUGGGCCACACGCGCACUCUCUCGGAGGAGAAUGUGUAUGAGGACAUUCUGGAUCCCCCCCUGAAGGAGAACCCGUACGAGGACAUCGAGCUGCAUGGCCGCUGCCUGGGCAGGAAGUGCGUCUUGACCUCCCCUGCUUCUCCCACCUCCUCCAUCCCUGACACGCCCACCAAGCAGUCACUAUCCAAACCUGCCUUUUUCGGGCAAAAUUCGGAGAAGAAGAACUUCAGACUGCUGGACAUGAGGAAGCUGAGUCGGGAUGGAGCAGUGUCCCCUCCCAAAACCAGUCCACCCUCCACCCCCAGCAGCCCUGAUGACACUACCUUUAACCUCGGAGACCUGCAGAAUGGGAGGAGGAAGAGAAAGAUCCCCAAGCUGGUUUUGCGCAUCAAUGCCAUCUAUGAGGCCCGGAGAGGGAAGAAGCGAGUGAAGAGGCUGUCGCAGUCCACAGAGAGCGGCUCAGGAAAAGUGACAGAUGAGAACAGUGAGUCCGACAGCGACACCGAGGAAAAGCUAAAAGCCCACAGCCAGCGCCUGGUCAACGUGCAGUCCCGCCUGAGGCAGGCCCCUCGCUAUCCAGCCCGUGAGCUUCUGGAGUGCCAGGAGAGGCAGCUCUUCGAAUUCUUCGUGGUUGUGUCUCUGCACAGGAAGCAGGCUGGGGCUGCCUACGUGCCGGAGCUCACCCAGCAAUUCCCGCUGAAGCUGGAAAGGACUUUCAAGUUCACCCGGGAGGCUGAGGACCAGCUGAAGGCCAUUCCGCAGUUCUGUUUCCCUGAUGCCAAGGACUGGACCCCUGUCCAGCAGUUUACCAGUGAGACGUUCUCAUUUGUCCUCACCGGAGAAGACGGAAGCAGACGCUUCGGGUACUGCCGGAGGCUGCUGCCCGGAGGCAAAGGGAAGCGCCUGCCUGAGGUGUACUGCAUUGUGAGCCGCCUGGGCUGCUUCAGCCUCUUCUCCAAGAUCUUGGAUGAGGUGGAGAAGAGACGUGGCAUCUCCCCGGCCCUUGUGCAGCCGCUCAUGAGGAGCGUCAUGGAAGCCCCUUUCCCCGCCCUGGGGAAGACUAUUGUGGUCAAGAACUUCCUGCCAGGGUCAGGCACAGAGGUCAUCGAGCUCUGCCGCCCCCUGGACUCCCGGCUGGAGCAUGUGGACUUCGAGUCGCUCUUCUCCUCGCUCAGCGUCCGCCACCUGGUGUGCGUAUUUGCCUCACUGCUCUUGGAGCGGAGGGUCAUCUUCAUCGCCGACAAGCUCAGCACCCUGUCGAAGUGCUGCCACGCGAUGGUGGCGCUCAUCUACCCCUUCCGCUGGCAGCACACCUACAUCCCCGUGCUGCCGCCCGCCAUGAUUGACAUCGUGUGCUCGCCCACGCCCUUCCUUGUCGGGCUGCUGGCCAGCUCACUGCCGCUGCUCCACGAGCUGCCGCUAGAGGAGGUCCUGGUCGUCGACCUCAUCAACAACCGAUUCCUCCGGCAGAUGGAGGACGAAGACUCCAUUCUGCCCCGGAAGCUGCAGGUGGCCCUAGAACACAUUCUGGAACAAAGGAAUGAAUUGGCCUGUGACCAGGACGGAGGGUCCCCAGACUGUGAGCAUGGCCCCAGGUGCAGCCCCCUGAGCGAAGUGGUGUCCGAGGCCUUCGUGCGCUUCUUUGUGGAGGUCGUGGGCCACUACCCACUGUUCCUGACACCAGGCGCAGGCGAGCGUGAGGAGCGGGCCCUGCAGCGUGAGGCCUUCCGCAAGGCCGUGUCCUCCAAGAGCCUGCGCCGCUUCCUUGAGGUCUUCAUGGAGACCCAGACCUUCCGGGGCUUUAUGCAGGAGCGUGAGCUGUGCCGGCAAGACACCAAGGGUCUGUUUGAGGUCCGCGCCCAGGAGUACCUGGAAACACUGCCUAGUGGGGACCACAGCGGCGUCAACCGGUUCCUGAAGGGACUUGGCAACAAAAUGAAGUUUCUCCACAAGAAGUAGCCUUGCUGAGUCUCAAGGAAAGCGUCCACCUAGUGGCCACGGGUUUCCGCAGUUCCUGGAAGCCUCUUUGAGGAGCUGGGCCCUGGGGUGUCCCAGGGUGGGGACAGAGAACAGAUGGCCCCAGCCAACAGCUCUGCUGUGGAGAUCAACAGGCAACACGUUAUUUUCAUGGUUGGUUUUGGGAUUUGGGGAUUUUUAAUCAUAGCUGUUAAAAAGUGUUUGGUGUUUCCUGUUGUUAUGCCAGGGCCAAGCUCUUUCCCUGGGCCCCCUGUCUGCAGCUCGACCCAGCAGGAGGAGAAGUGAAAGACAGGAGCAAGCACCACUACUCAGGACAGGGGACAGGGGACAGGCGUAGCUGGGUGGGGACAGUCUCCGGUCCUUCUGCUCCUCCCGCUGGGUCGGUGACGCCACCUGGUGGCUGAGGCCACGGACGCCUGUGUUGCAUGGACCAGACUUGCUGGUGGCCUUGUCUUCUGGAAGCCUCUAAGGCUCCCAGCCUGGGACUCAAGGACACUCAUGGGAAGAGGAGACUGAACAGUGUUCAUUCCUGGGGCCUAAAGCUUGUGACACUGAUUGGACCUUUAGCCAUCACCAAGACCACACUGGCAUGCAGACAGAGAGGACAUGGGGAGGCUGUAGUCCUGGCAGGGUGGGGGUGACCUGGUAAGAUGCAGGGACUCUGGAUUGCAGGAGCCGUGGCCACAGUCUGAGAGGCACUGUGGGGCCAGCACUUGGGGUACCCCCAGUGGGUCCCCAUGGAGUGCCAGCAGAACCUGAUGGAAGCACAGAAGUGAGACUCAGACCUCAGUGGUGACACGGCGGGGGGGGGGGGGACCUUGCUGCACAGUGGAGGUUCAGACUUUUCAGAGAGUAGGGGUUACCACCCCAAAAUUAUAGCCAGGGUUGGGGUACCCAUUUCUUUUCCAGAGAAGACCCAGAGUUAAUUUCAGGUUCACAAGAACUCCUCAAAAGUAGGGAGCAGGCUAUGCAUAAACAUUAACAGGAGAAAAGUCAGGCACGGUGGUACACCUGUAAUCCAGCAGGCUGAGGCAGGAGGGUUGCUGAGAGUUCAAGGUUGGCCAGGGCUAUAUGGUAAGUUCAAGGCCCAACUGAAGGACAUAAGGAAACCCUGUCUCAAAACAACAAUAAGAAAAGAAACAUUAACUCAAGGAGCUAUGUGGCAGGGCUCAAGGGAACCUAGAUGAGAACCUGGAGUACGGGGCGCAGGAGUUCAUGUCUAACAAGUUCCCCACAUUUAUUUUAUUAAUGGCAAUUCUGUAUAUUUUUAUAUUGUCCAAAAAUAACCACUCAUUAUUUUGGAAUAUGCUUUUCUUUUCUAACUUAUUUCUUAUUAUAUUGUUUACUUAAGACUUCCACAUGAAUAAAUAUGCAUCUUUAUUAAUAUUCAA